Pseudophryne corroboree (corroboree frog) is the source of this 4633-nucleotide messenger RNA. Its product is annotated as transducin-like enhancer protein 1. Lineage: Eukaryota; Metazoa; Chordata; Amphibia; Anura; Myobatrachidae. Gene Ontology annotation, molecular function: transcription corepressor activity; protein binding. The coding region runs from base 1012 to 3384 and encodes 790 amino acids. Gene Ontology annotation, cellular component: transcription regulator complex; nucleus. The record is from RefSeq and is a predicted model, not a curated record. The transcript is spliced from 20 exons. Gene Ontology annotation, biological process: negative regulation of canonical Wnt signaling pathway; regulation of DNA-templated transcription.
AGGCUUCCCCGAAAACGACAAGGGGAGUAUGGCGAUUGGCUGCUGCGGCUAGUCACGUCACGACACCACGUUGGGACAGCGGCGCGGCGAUUGGCUGUAACGUGCCGUGCCUAGAAUGGCCGGGGCGGGGCCGGGCUCUGGUUAGCUGGAGGAGUGUGAAACCGCGUGUUAAUGUAACCAGUUGUGGAGAGACAAGGGCGGGCCGAAACGUCUGUGUCCCGCGAGCGGAGGAUCCCGCAUAGCCGCUGCCAGCUGCCAGUCUCCGCCGGUGCUCGCGUCCCAUCACACCCAGAGCCCGUACGGUGCGGGCUACGCGGUUGUGUGCUGCGCCCCGGUGUGCUGGGAGAAGUUUGCGCGGCAGGUCUGCCUGGCUCCGGUGCUGUGUGGCCGGGGAGGCGGAGGAGGGGCCGCCGGAGCUCAGCGCUGUUAUUGUGUCUCUUCUGCCUGUUUGCCGGCGCCGGCCGCGCAGGAUCUGUGCCCCCAUCUGCCGCCUCUAUCUGGAUGUGUACGGAUCGCUCCCGGGGCUGCAGUCACCCAGCCCCCACCCGUGUGCGCCGUCCCUCCCUUCCUCCUUUCGAGCAUGAGUCCCCGGGGCCGCUGCUGCUGAUGCCCCAUCUGCUGGCUGGGGGUGAGCCGCUCUGAGCACCGGGCACACCGCCUCUGUGAUCUACCUGCCCCGCAUUUCCAGGGCCACUCCCGUCUCCUGCCUCCGGAACUUACCCGGGAAACUUUGCUAGGAACGUCAGCCCGUGCGCGGAGCAGCGGAUCCCCGGGGAGCGAUCGGGAGCGCCCGGGGUGCUGUCUCCUUGUUCUCUGCAGACAAAGGACGCCCAGGAGAAAGGAGGAGGAGGCGGCGGCAGGAUGCUGGGCGGCUCAGCAUAGUAUCUCCGGCUCCCAGCUGUAGGGGCCCUUCUCUGCAUAUUGGGGCCCUCACGCUCUCACUGUCAUUUGGAGUUUAUAAAGUCGUCGAGAAUUGAGCUGCAAAGGGUCAAAGCGGCGGCCGGGAGAGCCAUGUUUCCCCAGAGCAGACACCCGACGCCGCAUCAGGCCGCAGGCCAGGCAUUUAAAUUCACCAUCCCAGAAUCCUUGGACCGGAUUAAGGAAGAAUUUCAGUUUCUGCAAGCUCAGUAUCACAGCCUUAAGUUGGAAUGUGAAAAACUGGCAAGUGAAAAAACAGAGAUGCAGAGGCAUUACGUAAUGUAUUAUGAGAUGUCUUAUGGACUGAACAUUGAAAUGCACAAACAGACCGAAAUUGCCAAGAGACUAAACACAAUUUGUGCACAAGUCAUCCCAUUUCUUUCUCAGGAAUAUUUGAAUGUUUCUUUUCACCUACAGCAUCAACAACAGGUAGCUCAAGCCGUAGAGCGAGCCAAACAAGUGACAAUGGCAGAGCUGAAUGCCAUCAUCGGGGUACGUGGCCUUCCAGGUCUACCUCCUACACAGCAGCAGUUACAAGCUCAACAUUUGUCCCACAGUCAUGGACCACCAGUGCCUCUAACUCCACAUCCAUCAGGCCUUCAGCCAACUGGUAUUCCAUCCCUGGGAAGCAGCGCAGGUCUUCUUGCCCUUUCAAAUGCUCUUGGUGGGCAGUCUCACCUCGCUCUAAAAGAUGACAAGAAACAUCAUGAUACAGACCACCACAGAGAAAGAGAACCAGGAACAAGCAAUUCUCUGUUGGUUUCUGACGGUCUACGAGCAUCAGACAAACGGAGGAAUGGACCAGAAUAUUGUAAUGAUCUCAAAAAGAGAAAGGUGGAUGAUAAAGAUUCAAGCCACUAUGAUAGUGAUGGCGACAAAAGCGAUGAUAACUUGGUUGUAGAUGUUUCCAAUGAGGAUCCAUCAUCGCCAAGAGCCAGUCCAGCUCACUCACCCCGUGAAAACGGUAUUGAUAAAAGCAGGUUAAUGAAGAAGGAUGCUUCUAGCAGUCCAGCUUCUACAGCGUCUUCAGGGAGUUCAACAUCGCUGAAAUCAAAAGAAAUGAGUUUGCAUGAAAAAGCCAGCACGCCUGUUCUGAAAUCAAGCACGCCAACUCCUCGCGGUGAUGUACCGACUCCCGGCACAAGUGCUACGUCAGGUCUGCGCACAGGACUUGGCAAGCCUCCUUCCAUGGACCCUCUGGUUAACCAAGCUGUAGCUGCUGGAUUGAGGACACCACUAGCAGUUCCUGGCCCCUAUGCUACUCCCUUUGGAAUGGUACCUCAUGCUGGUAUGAAUGGUGAACUAACCAGUCCAGGAGCUGCAUAUGCAAGUUUACAUAAUAUGUCCCCACAGAUGAGUGCUGCCGCUGCUGCAGCUGCUGUUGUGGCAUAUGGACGUUCCCCAAUGGUUGGGUUUGAUCCUCCACCUCAUAUGAGAGUACCUGGAAUGCCUCCAAACCUAGCUGGAAUACCUGGCGGAAAGCCGGCUUAUUCCUUUCAUGUUACUGCAGACGGCCAGAUGCAGCCUGUACCUUUCCCUCCUGACGCACUGAUUGGCCCAGGAAUCCCUCGGCACGCACGGCAGAUAAACACUCUAAAUCACGGAGAAGUGGUUUGUGCAGUUACCAUCAGCAACCCCACAAGACAUGUGUACACCGGUGGGAAGGGAUGUGUCAAAGUCUGGGACAUUAGCCAACCUGGCAACAAAAGCCCCGUUUCCCAGCUGGACUGCCUGAACAGAGAUAACUAUAUCCGAUCAUGCAAAUUACUCCCUGAUGGCUGCACCUUGAUUGUUGGGGGGGAAGCCAGCACGUUAUCCAUAUGGGACCUGGCAGCUCCUACUCCACGUAUAAAAGCCGAGCUGACAUCAUCUGCUCCUGCCUGCUAUGCUCUGGCUAUAAGCCCUGAUUCCAAGGUCUGCUUCUCCUGCUGUAGUGAUGGCAACAUUGCAGUGUGGGACUUGCACAAUCAGACUCUUGUAAGGCAAUUCCAGGGCCACACAGAUGGAGCCAGCUGUAUUGAUAUAUCCAAUGAUGGUACCAAGCUCUGGACAGGAGGUUUGGACAACACAGUGCGAUCUUGGGACCUGCGUGAAGGGCGACAGCUCCAACAACAUGACUUUACGUCACAGAUCUUCUCUCUUGGAUACUGCCCAACUGGUGAAUGGCUUGCAGUAGGAAUGGAGAGCAGUAAUGUGGAAGUUCUACAUGUAAAUAAACCAGAUAAAUAUCAGCUGCAUCUGCAUGAGAGCUGUGUGCUGUCUCUGAAGUUUGCCUACUGUGGUAAAUGGUUUGUAAGUACAGGGAAAGAUAAUCUUCUUAAUGCGUGGAGAACGCCAUAUGGAGCCAGUAUAUUCCAGUCCAAAGAAUCCUCAUCAGUGCUGAGCUGUGACAUCUCUGUGGAUGAUAAAUACAUAGUUACUGGAUCAGGGGACAAGAAGGCUACAGUCUAUGAAGUGAUUUACUGAAAAUGACUGGGAUAUUAUUACUUUUUACAAAGAUUAUCUGGGCCAAAAUCUGCUUGCUUCUGUAGGAGUAGGAAGACUGUUCUAAGAAUAAAGGAUGUUCUUUUUUUUUUUAUCACGGAUAUUAAACAUUUUACCUGUGUAUAAAGAGUUGCAAACUGACUUUCUGAACCUCCUAUACAUAUGGUACAUAUGGAUAUAACUGCCUGGAACAAACUGAAGUCAAGAAUGGACAUCAAAUGUCUUAAUGUGUCUGCUGAAGAAUGUUUUGGGUUUUUUAUUAUUAUUAUUAUUAUUUUUUAAUCUAAUUUUGACCUCUUUUUAAUGACUCAUACAGAGAUGACAAAUGUUCUGAACAUGGGUAAUUUACCAGUUUCUUGAAAUACAAACUCCUGUACUUCGUAGAGAAAAGUUGUCAAUUUUUUAUUUUUGUUGAAGGUCAAGUAUUUGUAUAAAAUGUAAAUAUAUUUGGUUUCCUACAGUAAAGGCUUUAGUACCAACAACUUUUUUUUUUUUUUUUUUUUUGUAAUUGUGUCAAUAUGUAAAAUGAUGAUAUGGUGUAUAUAUAGAAUUUGUAAUUAACUAGUUUCCGAGAUUGUAGAAAGCUCAUCUACUUUUACUACACUGUAAUAGGUUUAGUCUAAUUGUGUGUGUUUUUAAAUAGCCUAUUCAUUGAUUUUCAUAUCUACUUAGUAUGCUGCAUAUUGACUUAUGCCCCUGUCUCUUAAAGCAGUGUUCUGCUGUCUAAAUCUGUUCUUAUAACGUGAUCAAGUUUACUUGCAGUAGGGUCUUCCUUGUUGAAUCCAAUAUUUUCAGGAUACUUUCUCACUGAAACCUGAGAAUUUUUGCUUAUCCUGAACUUGAACAAUAUCUCCUUGUGUAUAUACAAUUAAAUGUGUUUAAGAUUAUUUCAUAUGUACCUAUUCAUAUUAUUUUCAGAUUUGAUGUCUAUUUAGAUCGGUGUCUUCAUUUAUUGGCAUCUAAAUUGAAUACCUGUUAGGUUGUACAGUGCAUGGAAUCCUGUUGUGUUUGAAUUUGUAUAGUCUGCUCAUUAAUCCGUAAUAUAAGACUUUCCAUUGUGUUAGUUUUAUAUCAAUUCUAGUAUGCAGCGUAAGCCUUCUGUUACUCUAGUUUAGUUUAAUGUUGGUAUCGAGUAGAUACAUAUUAAACUAUGAUGCUCAGUUUAGAUGCGUGUAUAGAUGUCCACAUACAAAUCUUGGAACCUAAGCUUCUAUAAUAAUAUUGUGGGGGG